CGCUGAGUGCAGGAAAUGGCCGGGGCUAGCUCCGCCGCGGUGUCGGGGGCCGGUACGCCGGUGGCCGGGCCCUCGGGCCGGGACCUAUUCGCGGAAGGGCUGCUGGAGUUCCUGCGGCCCGCCGUGCAGCAGCUCGACUCUCAUGUGCACGCGGUUCGGGAGAGCCAGGUGGAGCUGCGGGAACAGAUUGACAGUUUGGCCACAGAACUCUGCAGAAUCAAUGAAGACCAGAAGGUGGCUUUGGACCUGGAUCCCUACGUGAAGAAGCUCCUCAAUGCCAGGAGACGAGUCGUCUUGGUUAAUAACAUCCUACAGAAUGCUCAGGAACGGUUGAGACGGUUGAACCACAGUGUUGCCAAGGAGACAGUUCGACGGCGAGCCAUGCUAGAGUCAGGGGGCUACCCUUCUGGUUCCCCAAGCAAAUAAUGCUUCUCAGAACAACCAUGAGUCCUGUUCUCUAAUUGCCUUGCUUCAACUUUAGACUUCAACUGUGACUCUAGAAGACACUGAAUCUAUUGACCUGGAAGGAAAUGGAGUAUUUAAACAGCUGCUUUGCCAUUUGUGUUUUGAGCACUUGGGAGCUUGAUUAACCCAUUUUGAUUGGGUCACCAGAAGUAGCCCCUUGCCUGAAUUCAGGCUGAAAAAGUUCCAUGAGAAUCAGUUCGUAAGUAUUCUAGUUUUUAAAGAGCUGUUUAUAAAAGAGUGCAGGCUUAUACAGGGAAAAGCUGCAGACUCCAGAUCCACCCAGCACCCUGAACCUGGGUGGCUUUUUUCCUGCUAGGUGCUAAGUUGCUCAUCCCUGGACAGCUUCCCUCAUAGUGACUUGUACUUUUUCCUAUGCUUGCACUGAGGAUUUGAGGGGAAAGGAUCUUGGUGAAGAGGCCUUGCCCAUCCACCCUUCUGUUGAUUGCACUAGCUUUUAGCUGCCACAGCAGCAUUUCUGUCAAGUGUACAAUUCAAUAAAUGUCAGAGUAUUAAUGCUGUAA
Messenger RNA from Vombatus ursinus (common wombat), 986 nucleotides. Its product is annotated as SNARE-associated protein Snapin. Bases 16 to 426 code for a protein of 136 amino acids. Gene Ontology annotation, biological process: regulation of synaptic vesicle exocytosis; endosome to lysosome transport; lysosome organization. Gene Ontology annotation, molecular function: SNARE binding. The transcript is spliced from 4 exons. The record is from RefSeq and is a predicted model, not a curated record. NCBI's taxonomy places the organism in Eukaryota, Metazoa, Chordata, Mammalia, Diprotodontia, Vombatidae. Gene Ontology annotation, cellular component: BORC complex; synaptic vesicle; BLOC-1 complex.